AUGGGCGAGUUUGAGUUGGAGAAUGAUUUAGAAAGUGAGUUGGACGAUUUCGACGAUUUUGCAGACGACAUCAAUUACAGAGCCUUUCAUCAGAAAUCCAAAAUGAGUCAGUUGGCAUACCAACGCGCGCUUAGACGUCGUCGAAUAGCUAAACGCAGACAAAUAGCGUUUGCGCGAGCAAGGCGUAUUCGAAUGAAACGCAACCAAAAACGCCUUUUAAAGGCUGCAGCGAAGAAGGUGCAAAAAAAGAAGAAGAAUACAACCAAAACCGAGAAUUUCAAGCGAUUGUCAAAACGAACGCAAAGGCGUAUUCGCAAGCAAAAAGCUCUUAAAAAGCUGAACAAGAAGGAUUUAAUGAAAGCAAGAAAAAUUAAACAAACCAAACGUAUAGGACAAAAGUUAAGUCGACAAGAAGUCAAAUUACAACAAGCGAUUAGUGUACUACAAAAAAUCAAACAUCCCAAUUUGUCUGAGAAGUCGCUACUUAAGAGACUUGUAAAUCAGAAACGACUUGUGACAUCUGCACGUAAAAGAGUUGAAAAGAUGGAAAAACAACGAGAACUACAGAAACACGCUGAAAAAGUGAGAAAAGCAACUUUACAGAAGAAAAUUGCACAACAACAGAAGUCAAGAAAACAACGAGAAAAGGCCAUGAAUGAACGAACGGCUAAACUUAGGAAGAGAAUCGAACUCAUCAAGAAGCGUCGUGCAGCUCUACUCAAAAGAAAAGAACACGAAAGAAUGCAAAGAGAAAAGAAUACCCUACGGAGAAUCAAUUUGGCGAAGCGAAUUGCACAGAGAAAGAGACUCUUGCGAAGUCGUGAAUUGCAGAGGAAAUUAAAGAGGCAAAAAGCACUUCAAAAUCGACUGAUUCAAAGACAUAAAAACUACAUCCAACGAAUGGCACAGAAAAAACAGCAACCACCAAACCUCAAACAAGUAGUUGAAGAUGGAAGAAGAAAUCAAAUGAUGAGAAACGCACAAGAGGCAUUUAGUAGAACUUCAAAAGAAAAGAAUUUGAGGGAAAGAGUCGAAAGUGAGAAAGAGCGACAUCUCCGUGAAAUCAACGAACUCAACUUAUUGAAACAAAUGAGUCAAGAAGAGGUUGAGGGACUUGGAAAGGGGGUGGCGCAAUCAAUCCAAAAACUGAGAAAAGAGUUAAAGAAGUUGUCGAGCGAAAAAAAGGUUCAAAUCCAACAACAAAUCGAUGCGAUCAGAAUGCUCAGCGACAAGAAGAGAGUCAAGUUCUUGAAAUCACUCGACGUGUUGAUGGACCAAGCUCUCACAAAAGAAAGAAAAACCGUCGAUCCUCUCGACGUCUUCACAAGAGACGGCAAAAACGCGGAGUUGGUGAGAAUCGCACGACUCAGAAACAAAGUUUUGAACCAACUCGAUAUGAUAAAAGUCUAA
Messenger RNA from Entamoeba invadens IP1, 1410 nucleotides. RefSeq names its product meiosis-specific nuclear structural protein, putative. The coding region runs from base 1 to 1410 and encodes 469 amino acids. The transcript has a single exon. NCBI's taxonomy places the organism in Eukaryota, Evosea, Mastigamoebida, Endamoebidae. The record is from RefSeq and is a predicted model, not a curated record.